GGGCAGCGCUGUGUGCGGCGCCGCUCUGGGCCCGCGGGGAGCGACUCUCCGCCCCGGCCCGGAGCGCGCCCUCGCCGCCCUCCCCGCCGCGCGCAGUAGUCCAGUCCCAAGAUGGCGGCCACCAUGAAGAAGGCGGCUGCAGAAGAUGUCAACGUUACUUUUGAAGAUCAACAAAAGAUAAACAAAUUUGCACGGAAUACAAGUAGAAUCACAGAGCUGAAGGAGGAAAUAGAAAUAAAAAAGAAACAACUCCAGAAUUUAGAAGAUGCUUGUGAGGACAUCAUGCUUGCAGAUGAUGAUUGCUUAAUGAUACCUUAUCAAAUUGGUGAUGUUUUCAUUAGCCAUUCUCAAGAAGAGACACAGGAAAUGUUAGAAGAAGCAAAGAAAAAUUUGCAAGAAGAAAUUGACGCCUUAGAAGCCAGAGUGGAAUCAAUUCAGCGAGUGUUAGCGGAUCUGAAAGUUCAGUUAUAUGCAAAAUUCGGGAGCAACAUAAACCUCGAAGCUGAUGACAGUUAAACAUUUUAUAAUACUUUUUUUUAAUUUGUUUAAUAAACUUGAAUAUUGUUUAAAAUGAUAAUUUCCCUUCUUCAAAUGAUAUGGAAAGCAAAACUUUCUUUUUUAAAAUUUUCAUUUAUUUAAUGGAAACUUGCCUAUUUUCACAUGUCUUGCUUAUUUAUUUUAUAUUUUUAAAAGAAGACAGUAUUCAUCUAUGUAUUUUGCAUAACGAUUCUAUCAAGUGUAGGGGCUUUAUGUCAUGUUAUUAAAAUCGGUUAAGCAACC
Canis lupus familiaris (dog) is the source of this 780-nucleotide messenger RNA. It is a transcript of the gene PFDN4, whose product is annotated as prefoldin subunit 4. The transcript is spliced from 4 exons. NCBI's taxonomy places the organism in Eukaryota, Metazoa, Chordata, Mammalia, Carnivora, Canidae. Bases 112 to 516 code for a protein of 134 amino acids. Gene Ontology annotation, cellular component: cytoplasm; prefoldin complex. Gene Ontology annotation, biological process: protein folding. The record is from RefSeq and is a predicted model, not a curated record.